AUGAACAAGCAAGUUAAAACAAAAAAUAAUCUCAAAGAAAAUAAAAUACGAGCAACCACUGCAAGAGAAAUAAUUGUUCUUAAAUAUCAACAAAAUUUAGAAAAAGCAUUAGCAUUUACAAUAAUAAUAGCAAAAGAUUUUACAAAUGCUCCAACAGCAGUAUCAACUGGUGCUUGUUAUAAUGGUCAUUUAGCUAUUGUCAUAUAUUUAAUUGAACAAGGUGAUGAUUAUUUUAUUGAAAAUCAAGCAAAAGAAACGCCAAUUAUGAAUGCUAAAUUACAUCAAAAUAUUCAAGAAAAUUUCGUGAUUAUUUAA
Molecule: messenger RNA, 315 nt
Organism: Rotaria sordida
Lineage: Eukaryota; Metazoa; Rotifera; Eurotatoria; Philodinida; Philodinidae
Source: the annotation of a GenBank genome assembly